GCUGAUCAUCACCCUGCCCGACAUCGGGGAGGAGGCGGCGGCCGAGGGCGACGAGAGCGCCGAGGGCGACGAGGCGGCCGGCAUCCCACGGAGUCCCGCGAAGGGACUGUCCAGAGGUUCCCCCAAUCGGUGUCUCUCUGGAAAAACUGAAGCAUCUCUUCCAUCAGUUUUUGCAAGAAAUGUGCAAGAAGCCAUUGACAAUUAUACCUGUGAGACAGUGUCAUCACUUUCAUCUAGUGGUUGUACAACACCCACGGAGUUGAAUAAUUCUUGGUCUGGAAUAAACAGCUAUACUACUAGUUUGUCUACUGAAAGAAGUUCCAUUUACUCCUGGAGGGAUGAUGAUUUUGAUAAAGCCAACACACAGAGAGUGCAUCAGUUAUUUUGGGAGAUUGAUGAAAUGCUGUUUGAAGGAAAAGUGACCUCCCAAACAGAGAACCUGCAGGCAGAAUGUGCAGAUUGGGUUGAACAAUUUCCUCAUAUAAGGGUUCUAGGAAAGCAACUCCUAGUGCCAAAGGAUGAAGGCUUUCAGCAUUUUCAGAGCAGAAAUGAUGCCCAUGUAGAUACUAAGUGUGUGCCUGGCCUCCUUGAAUGUACUGGUCAUACAAAAGAGCUCUGCAUCUCAGGCUCUAAACUGAUCCCAACAGCAUCUCCAAUACAUACAUCACCAGAUUCAAGUUCCGCUACGAUUUCUGCUUCAGACUCAGCCAUGUAUUCCUUCCUGGAAGAAGAAAUUUACGAUGAGGAUGGAAAAAUAGAGGAAUAUCUUGCCUUUGACAACAAGGAAAUUGAGGAUGAGAUUUGGGAACAAAAGAAAAUGCGUCUUUCUGAGAAGAGGUGUAAGCGUGGCAUUCCCCCUGUUUCUCCCAAUGCCUGUAUCAAAGAUGCUGUGGCUUCUGAAGUAUUUGAUCAUAUCUGGAGCAAUGUCAUUGGAAUAUUGGAGGAACUGAUUAAAAAAAAUUGGGAAACUAGUAUCCCAGAGUGUGACCAACAAAUAGAAAAACUGAAAACUGUUACAGCAAAACUGCCACAUUUUCCAGUCAUUCAUAUUACAGCAGAUGCUGGGACCAUUCCUCUUUCCAGAGGCUCUGACACACGAAAUGUAUCUUUUGGGGCUCAUUCUGUUUCAUCACAGGUUUACCGUUUCUCCAGCAACUUCUGUAAUGAUCUGAAUGGUGUGAUGACAAUUCAAGCAAAACCACUCCAACAGAGGCAUGCUGCCACAGCAGAAAAAAUACAGAAUGAGCAAGAAGACAAACAGCAUAGCAUUACCUCCAGCACUCCAAAUUCAGCACAUGCUAGGUUGGGGAAAAUUUCUGAUAACAGUGUUCUCUCAUCAUCUCCAGCUCUGCUGGCAUCUUCUAGGAAACUACCAAGGUUACCUUCUCUCACUUCUGACCAACCCUGCUCAGAAGUUCCUAAUGCGCACAAUGAUGAAAUCUGUAAAGGGAAGAAAUUGGUUGGCAGCAGGGAUCGUUUAUCUUCUGCUCGUGUGCCUGCAACCUGGAGCAAGUUACCACCAAUAAACUCUGAGGCUGUUGAACAGCAUGUUUCAGUACCUCGAACGCAGCAGAGCUCUCAUCAAGAACGAUAUGCUCAUAGCCGAGUGUCAAGUGCAGUAGCUGGCAGAACAGAGCAGCAGCCACUCAGAGAAAGAACUGUUACUGUUAGUCAAUUUUCAAGACCCAACACAACUCAUACGUUCAGGAUAUGUUACAGUAGAGACACACCUCAGAAGAAGUCGCUGACUCCUGUGGAUUUUGGUAACCACAGCAGGACCGGCCAAGGAUUUUUGAUAACAGGUUCACAGAAUUACUCCAGAUCCUUUCAGAGAAAUCCUCCAGCCUCAAAGAAGAGAUUUCAGAUUGCCUCUUGACCUGUUUUGGAAAGAAACAGAAACCCUGAAUGGAAGACUGAAGCACUAAAUUUGCUGCUUAGUAUCUUGUGUAACAAAGAAGCUGUGCAUAUGCUGGUGUGUGCUGAGCCUUGCAAUCCUCAGGAUGCCAGCAUUACCUUCUUUUAAAAUUAUUUGACCGGAGGUUAGAUUAAAAAUUAGAGCAAAAUGAAAUAAAUGGUUGAGGUGUCUGCCUGUUUGCAGUAUCAAGAGACUGUGGUUGAACUUUCGUCUCAGGCAUUCCUCCUUUUUAUGCCUUUCCUAGGGAAUUGUUUUUCUACCUAUCAAACAAGAUACAUUUAAACAUAAAUUUCUGUUCCCACUUUUUUGCUUUUUAAAGUCGUUCUAGUCUAUCUAAAUAUUAGUCAUAUGUAAAAUUUAUACUUCUAAACAGGAGUGUGCAGUACUUCCUCUUUACUGUUUUAACAAUUUCUAAUUUUUCAGUCUGCUUAUUAAUAUAUUAUUAUAAUAUUUGAUCUCUUCCAAAUGUUAUCUGUACCAACCUUUUCUCCUUCCUUUAAUUAUUUUGAAAUCUCAUUUAUUGCUGUUCUAGUCAUCAGUAACUAUGGGAACUGCUGUAAACUUUGUUUACAGCUAGUAACGCUUUCCCUGCCAAACCAAGCAUGUUUAUAGAUGCUGAGCAAUUAAAGCACAUGCUGACAAAUCUGUAAGACCAUUCCCACUUUUUGAGAUUUCUUGUAAAAAUGAAGAGAAGAACAACAAUCAUCUGCUUCUGCAGCUUAAAAAGAAAGAUUUUCUAAUUACUAGAGCAACAAUUAAUUCCUCUCAGGUGGCAAGAGAGAGGAAGAGGGAUGUUUGCUGUCUACCAGAAGUACUUUAACACUUCACGCUUGUGGUCAGUUUCUGGGCACCUGGCAAUCACUGGUCAUCUUAUCCUGAUAAUCGUUAUAGACUCAUUCCAGGUGGGAAGGGACCUCAAGGAUCAUUUGGUCCAAUCUUGGCUGACAAAACCACAGUUUGGAUGAGAUGGCCCAUCACCUUGUCCAAGUGAAUUGUAGUGUCCAAUGUUGGGGAACCCACCACUUGGCACAUAAUGGAGAGAUUAUUCCAGUGGGUGAUUAUUCCCAUUGUGAAGAGUUUUCAUCUUGUGUCCAAUUGGAAUCUUCCCAGGCAUAACUUUCACAUAUCACACCUCACUUUUCCAUAAGACUCCUUAUGAAAAGGGAAUCUCCAUCUUCUUAGUAGCCACUCUUUAAAUACAGGAACAUGGUGAUAAGGUUUUCUCAGCCUUUCCUCACAUGACAGGCUACCCAGUAAUUUGAUCAUCUUUGUUGCUCUUUACUGAACCUUCGCCACCCUGUCCACAUCUUUCAUUUAUAGCAACAAAACAAUAUUCCAGGUGUGGCUUGACUAGAACUGAGUAGAGUGGGACUUUAUCUCUCCUGGUGUUGAUGCAGCUCUGUGAAGAAUGCAAUAGUGACUUCUUUAUCACUGUUGGUGACACCCUUUUUGAUGAAAAUUUGUGUUGACUUUCUUUGCUGCAGCAACAAACUGUUCGCUUGCACUGAGCUGCUUGUCCACCAGGACCUCUGGGUCCCUUUCCAUAGAGCUGUUCUCUAGCCAGGUAGAUCCCCAGCCUGUGCUGCUCUCCUGGAUUAUGUUUUUCCAUGUGGAGGACCUUAUAUUUGUCCUUGUUGAAGUUCAUAAGGUUCUUGUUAGCCUAACUGUUCAGCCUGUCCAGGCCUUCCUGCAGGGUGGCUCUCUCUUCCUAAGUGUCCACUGCCUCACAGAGUUUGGUAUCACUGACAAACUUCAUCCAGGUACACUUGAUCCCAUAAUCCAAACCACUGAAGGUACUAAACAGUGCUGGGCCUGGUAUCAUUCCCUGGGAGACUCCACUUGUGGCAGUUGCCGAUGUGAAAAGAAGCAGUUUACCACCACCCUCUGGCUGUGGCUGGUCAGCCAAUUCCCCACCCACCACAUGGGUCACACGUCCAGACCAUCACAUCCACAGCUCUGUAGGAGGAGGCCAUGGGAAAGCAUAUCAAAAGCCUUGGAGCUAUCCAGGUAGACAAUGUUCACUGCUGGCCCCACAUCAACAAAGCAGGUUUUAUUGUAAGAGGCAAUUAGGUUUGUCAAGCUCAAUUUGUCCUUGGUCAGUCUGUGCUGGCUUUUUCCUAAUUGCGUGCUUCAUUUGACUGGUAACAGCCUGCAGGAAAAUUUGUUCUAUUGGUUUCCCAGGGACUGAAGUAAGACAGAUGGGCCUAUAAUUUUCUGGAUCCUCUCUGAAGUCCUUCUUGUAGAUAGGAGUGAUGUUAGCCUUCUUUUAGUCUCAUAUGUCCCCCAAAUUCCACAACUCUUAAGAUUAUGGAGAGUGACCUUGCAGCUAUAUUGGCCAGUUUUCCGUGGCUGGAUAUUGUCAAUGCAUCAACGUGUAAAGGUCAAGCUCUAGUGAGUCUGUGUUUGCAUCAGCCUGGAUUUUUAACCCAAGGCCUGGUGCUGGUGAAAGGACACGGGUGAAGAAAAGUGUUGAGUACCUCUGCCUUUUCAGUCUUGUUGGUGACUAAUUCAUCUCUCCUGUUAAACAGCAGGCAAAUUCUUUCUGUCUCUCCUUGUUUACAUACCUGUCCUGAUUUCAGCUGGCACAGAAUUUACUUUCAUCCUAUUAGCUGGCACAGUGCCGUGUUUCAAAUUGGUAUGAGAAUUAUAUUGAUUACACCCUAAUGUUUUAGUUCUUGUUAACUUGGGUUUGCUCUACAUCAAAGACUUUUCAGUGUCCUAUACUCUGCCAGUGAGAAGGUCCACAAGAAGCUGUGAGGGAGCAUGGCCAGGACAGCUGAUCCCAGCUGGUCAAAGGGGUAUCCCAUACCACAGAAGGCCCUGCUCAGUACAUGGACUGGGCUGGAGGCAGCUAGGAGGGAGCUAUUGCUGCUCAGGGGUGGACUGAGGUCAGUGGGUGGUUAGCAAUUGUUUUGUGCAAUUGCCUGUGUUUCUUGGGUUUGGUUCUUCUCUCUUCUUUUCCUGUUUUAAUUUUAUUUUAUUAUAUGUCAAUCAUUAAACUUUUCUCAUCUCAACCUGUGGGUUUUAUCUUUGUUCUGAUACUCCUCUCUGUUCCACUGGGGUGAGGUGUAUGCAUGGUACUUCGUCAUGGUCUAAGCCAUGAUAGUACCUGAAGAAUUCUUUCUUGUACUUUUUGACACCUCUGACAAAUUUCCUUUUGAGCUGAGGUUUUGCUUUUCUAACUGCAUCUCUGCACACCCUCACAAUGCCCUUGUGCUUACUUGGACACAGUCGUGAAGCCCAGAAGUAGGUUCACAGAGAACUGGACAAGGUGUUUGGUGAGUUUUUCAUUCCUCCUUUAUCAAGAUUAAAGAAAUUGAGAUAGAAAUGCACCAUGUGGCCAUUCUAGGGUUUUAAGUAGCUAGAGGUGGUGGGGAUGGGUGCUGGAAUAUCUGCAAGAGAGAAUACUGAGGUUUCCCAAGUAAAGGGUAGGGUUUUUUCUUUUUUACUUUUUUAAUGAAAGUUAUAGACAGUCACCUGUUUGCUGUUGUUUUGAUCCUUCUUUCUCUUUUCUCCUCAGGAGGAUGUCAAGUAUUGAAUGGCACGAAUACUCUUGUAGUUUGUGCCCUACUGAGAUUUUCCAAGACCUGGAAGAAUUUAGUCCUGAGCGAUUCUUACCUGAGCAUUGUAAGGAAAAGC
This is a messenger RNA of Hirundo rustica (Barn swallow), 5554 nucleotides long. RefSeq names its product family with sequence similarity 149 member A (gene FAM149A). The transcript is spliced from 14 exons. The coding region runs from base 401 to 1876 and encodes 491 amino acids. The record is from RefSeq and is a predicted model, not a curated record. NCBI's taxonomy places the organism in Eukaryota, Metazoa, Chordata, Aves, Passeriformes, Hirundinidae.